AUGAAGACCACCGCUGGAUUGCUCGCUCUGGCAGCGGCUGCUAAGAUGGCCAACGCCCACGCCACCGUCUUCGCCGUCUGGAUUAACGGCGAGGACCAGGGCCUGGGUAACACCGAUUCUGGCUACAUCCGUUCUCCCCCCAGCAACUCCCCCGUCACCGAUGUCACCUCCACCGACAUGACCUGCAACGUCAACGGUGACAAGGCCGCCGCGAAGACCAUCUCCGUCAAGUCGGGCGACAAGGUCACCUUCGAGUGGCACCACAGCAGCCGUGAUGCCAGCGACGACAUCAUCGCCUCGUCCCACGAGGGUCCAGUCAUGACCUACAUCGCCCCCACCAAGAAGGGCGCCGCCGGCUCCGGCUGGGUUAAGCUCGCCGAGGAGGGCUACGACAAGUCCUCCGACAAGUGGGCCGUCGACAACCUGAUUGCCAACAAGGGCAAGCACUCCGUCACCAUCCCCGACCUCGAGGCCGGCGAGUACCUGCUCCGUCCCGAGAUCAUUGCCCUCCACGAGGGUAACCGCGAGGGCGGUGCUCAGUUCUACAUGGAGUGUGUCCAGGUCAAGAUCACCUCCGACGGCUCCAAGACCCUCCCCGCCGGUGUCUCUAUCCCCGGUGCCUACAAGGCCGACGACAAGGGUAUCCUCUUCGACAUGUACAGCGACUUCGACUCGUACCCCAUCCCCGGCCCCGCCGUCUGGGACGGUGCCUCCUCCGGCUCCUCCGGCUCGGGCUCUUCGUCCGCUGCUGCCGCCUCCACCACCGCCCCCGCCGCCGUCUCGACCACCGCUGCCGCUGCCACCACCCAGGAGGCCGCUAUCACCGCUGCCCCCACCACCCAGGAGGCCGUCGUGACCGCCGCCCCUGCCCCCGUUGAGUCCUCGUCCGCCCCUGAGGUCCCUGCCCCUGCCCCCAGCAGCUUCACCACGUCCGUCCGCGCCACCACCUCCUCCGCUGCUCCCUCCAGCUCCGGUGCCCCCGGCGCCGGCUCCGGCAAGAUCUACCAGCAGUGCGGUGGUCUUAACUUCACCGGCUCCACCGGCUGCGACAGCGGCCUGAUCUGCAAGAAGUGGAACCCCUACUACCACCAGUGCAUUCAGGCUUAA
Messenger RNA from Aspergillus affinis, 1107 nucleotides. It is a transcript of the gene eglD, whose product is annotated as putative endoglucanase. The coding region runs from base 1 to 1107 and encodes 368 amino acids. NCBI's taxonomy places the organism in Eukaryota, Fungi, Ascomycota, Eurotiomycetes, Eurotiales, Aspergillaceae. The transcript has a single exon. Gene Ontology annotation, molecular function: cellulose binding. Gene Ontology annotation, cellular component: extracellular region. Gene Ontology annotation, biological process: carbohydrate metabolic process. The record is from RefSeq and is a predicted model, not a curated record.